This is a messenger RNA of Prorocentrum cordatum, 353 nucleotides long. Lineage: Eukaryota; Dinophyceae; Prorocentrales; Prorocentraceae. The record is from the annotation of a GenBank genome assembly.
AGGCGGCGCCCGGGCCCAAGAAGAGGCUGAGGCUCUCGCGGCAUCCGUGCGGCUGCAUGGUGCACCUCGUGCAGCCGUCUGGUGAUGUUGUGCACGUUCCUCCAGAGGGCGAUUUCGUCAUAGGCAGGAACCCGAAGUGCUGCAACCUCACGCUGGACAGCGAGAAGGUGCCCAACAUGGUGUCCAGGAGGCACGCCGUCAUCGUGAGCGCGGACGACGCGGUCAUGGCCGUCGACUGCGAGUCGGUCAACGGCACCUUCGUCAACGGCCGCAGGGUCGGCCGCGAAACGUUGCGGCAGGGCGACACUCUGACCGUCGGGCAGCCCGGCCUCUGCCCCCCCGAGUUCGAGUUC